AUGCAGCGCGUUUCUGCCUUCUUGCCCUCGUGGGACAGGAGGAGCUCUGGCAGCUCCAGCAAGACCGGCAGCGUCUUUGGCUGGCCCAACAGAUCGUCGCAGCCUCCGCCCCCCAAUGGCCUGUCCAAAAUCAACACCGACGCCGCCAACAGCGGCAGCCAGGGCAAGCGGGUGCAGCGAGAGGCCUUCUGGCCCGCGACGCUGGACCUGGAAUGCGACAAGGCUGCCCGCAUCCUCAAGUCUUUCUGCGUCGACGGCUAUUUCGCCCCUACCGAAACCGACGUGCCGAUGUCUCCGGCAUCUACCUCAUCGGGCACCAGGACGCUGGACUUGAUUCCCAAGAAGAUCCCUAAGCGAAUAAUGCAAAAUGCCGCUGGCAUUGCCGUCUUCACAUGCAUGCGGAGCGGCCUGUGGAUGACCGGCUCGGGCGGUUCGGGCAUUCUGAUUGCCAGGAAAUCCGACGGCACUUGGUCUCCUCCUUCAGGCAUCAUGCUUCACACCCCGACCCUCAGCUUCAUCAUCGGCGUCGAUGUGUACGACUGUGUGUUGGUCAUCACCAGUCUCUCUGCGCUCGAGUCCGUCAGCAGACCCCGCGUGACGCUCGGCGAAGAUGUUGAGCUUCGCUCUGGAGAGACCGUCGCGCUUGGCUCUGACGAGUCCGAGAUCAACUGGCGAGAGCUGGGCAACACCGUUCUGACAUACAUGAAGGCUCGAGGCCAGCAGCAGCUGGUCAACCUCCACGGAUGCAUGCUGUCCGAGCGCAGCAACGAAAACGAGCGCUUCUACAGUUCUAGCGACAUCACCCAUAUGGACAUCCUUGCCGGAAAUGUCUCUAGAGAUGUUGAGGAGACGACUGCUCUGAACGAAGUCCUCAAGAUGGCCGAGGGAAGAACCGACUACGACAGCUCCGUCAUUAACAAGGUUGCCGCUGAGCCGGCACCAAGUGACGCCCUGAUCACGGCAACCCCUCCCAAGUCGCUCUCGAUGCCCUCGUCCCCCCACACUUCGUCCCACACUUCGUUUGGCAUCCCCCAGGCGGAUGACCCCGAUCCUUUUGGCGUUCUGGCGCUGGAAAUGGCAGGCCUUGAGAUCCGGGAGGCUGGCUCUCGCAUACGCCCGACGAGUAGCUUGUUCGACAUCAACCAAGCCCCCAUGAGCCCCGUCGCUGCGUCCAAGUUUAGCCGGCAGAGCAUGGAUACCUUCGUGUCAAGGAGCAACCGGGGAAGCUACGUGUCCAUGCGGACGAUCCGGAGCCAGGUCACUGACGCCGGUACACAGACUGACACGGGCAACACACCCGCAACGUCUCCCAGCCCAGGUCCUAGCGACAGCAACGGCCGGGCUUCUCCACUUUACAUUGCUUCCGUGAAGGAGGAGGACGAGGAGCAUGAGGAGGACAAGACGGAUGAUGAGAGCUCGGAGUCGGAGUCCGUCGCCAACGUUGCUCAGCACAGGCUUUCCAGGGACGUGGCCGUUGGUCCCGACUCUGGGGAUGAAGCAGAGCUGAGCGACAGCGAUGCCGUGUCUAUUUCAGAAAGCCUUCUUCUUGAGGAAGAUGCAAUGAGCCACGGAGAGUUAAGCGAAGGGGAGGUUCUGGGUGAAGAUGAGGGUAGCGACGACGACGACCUGCACGACGACGACAUGGAAGGAGAAGAGCCCGUGGUUUUUGAAGUCGCCGCGGUCCAGCGAACCAGCACGCAGAUGCUCACCUCUCGCAUGAUCCAACCCCGGGCCAAUGUGGUGACAAUCGCCAAGCGCGUGCCCCCGCCUUUGCCGACGCGCAGCCCUGCUAGAAUGUCUCGCAUCGCCAACAAGGACGCUGCAGGCGAGGGCCUCAACCUGCAGAGCCCCCUCAGCCAGACCUAUAGCAGUGAUGGCGAUCUGGAAGACAAGGACGUCGACGCGGCCAACAUUGAUGCCCAUUCUGAUAAUGAGGAGAAGCACCAGAAGAAGGAAGAGGCUGAGCAUUCCGAUGCCGAGGAGAGCGAUGCCGCAGAAGAGCCCCGGCACAAGCCUACACACUCGGAUGAGAAGGAGGCUGAACAUCCCGAUGGUGAAGAGAGCGAUGCCGCAGCCGAGCUCCAGCGCAAGCCUGUAUCCUCGGAGGAGGAGGACAACGUCCCGGCCCACACCUCGGAUGAUGCCGCGUCGAACAACAAGAAGCACACCUCAUCCAUCUACACUGGCGUGACCGAGGACCACUGGAGCGACAACGGAUCCUCAGUUACCACGCCCACCUCUGAGCGGAGAUUCUCUCUCAUGGAGGAUAAGAUCGUUGAAGAGACGCCCAAGAAGGCGACUGAAGAAGCCAAGGAAGCUGACGAUUCCCUCGCAACACCCACCGAAGAUGCUACGCACAGGCCCGUGGUGACGGUAGCCAACUAA
Molecule: messenger RNA, 2385 nt
Organism: Trichoderma citrinoviride
Lineage: Eukaryota; Fungi; Ascomycota; Sordariomycetes; Hypocreales; Hypocreaceae
Exons: 4
Coding region: 1-2385 (794 amino acids)
Molecular function (GO): phosphatidylinositol binding
Source: RefSeq, a predicted model, not a curated record